Castor canadensis (American beaver) is the source of this 1239-nucleotide messenger RNA. The record is from RefSeq and is a predicted model, not a curated record. NCBI's taxonomy places the organism in Eukaryota, Metazoa, Chordata, Mammalia, Rodentia, Castoridae.
CCAACCUAAGCAACUCAGAUUCAGUGUUACCUGUGGUGUUGAUCUGAUCCUGAUUUCAUUGCUUAAUUCUAAAAUUAGCUCUCUCUUUUAUUCCUGAGAUUUGGUUCCCAACUCAUUAGGGAUAUGGACCCCUGUCCGGGCAUCCCUGUUUGGAGUGAUGUGCCCAGGGUUUUGUCUAGCAUCCAUGCUCUCCAAGACUCAGGGCCACCUUGCACUGUGGCCUGAUGCAUGGAGAGAAAUCUUGUGUCCUUGCCUGUAUCCAGCACCACAUCUGAAAUGGAACCAAAUGGAACCUUUAGCAAUAACAGGAACUGUACGAUUGAAAACUUUAAGAGAGAAUUUUACCCAAUAGUAUAUCUGAUAAUAUUUGUCUUGGGAGCCUUGGGAAAUGGCUUUUCUGUAUAUGUUUUCCUGCAGCCUUACAAGAAAUCCACAUCUGUGAAUGUUUUCAUGCUCAACUUGGCCAUUUCAGAUCUCCUGUUUACAACCACUCUGCCCUUCAGAGCUCACUAUUAUUUCAGAGGCUCCAACUGGAUAUUUGGGGACCUGGCCUGCAGAAUUGUGUCGUACUCCUUGUAUGUCAACAUGUACACCAGCAUUUACUUCCUCACUGUGCUGAGUGUUGUGCGUUUCCUGGCCACUGUUCACCCAUUUCGGCUCCUCCACGUCACCACCAUCAGGAGUGCCUGGAUCCUUUGUGGGAUCAUAUGGAUCUUUUUCAUGGCUUCUUCAUCAGUGCUUCUGAAGACUGGCUCUGAUAUUAAGGGCAACAUCACAUUAUGUUUGGAGCUGAAUCCCCAAAAACGUGAUAAGCUGCUGAUCAUGAACCAUGUUGCCUUGGUGAUAGGUUUCCUGCUCCCAUUCUUCACUCUCAGCAUCUGUUAUCUGCUUAUCAUCCGGGUCCUGUUAAAGGAAGAGAUUCCAGAAUUGAGUCUGCGUGCAUCUCACAAGAAGGCACUGAUCACCAUCAUCAUUGCAUUGAUCAUCUUCCUCUUGUGCUUCCUACCUUAUCAUACACUGAGGACCCUCCACCUCAUCACAUGGCACAUGGAUUCAUGCGGAGAUGGGCUGCAUAAAGCCGUGGUCAUCACAUUGUCCUUGGCUGCAGCCAAUUGCUGCAUCAAUCCUUUUCUCUAUUACUUUGCUGGAGAGAAUUUCAAGAAUAGAUUAAAGACUAUAUUCAGAAAAAAUCAUCUACAGAAGACAAAGACUAAGUGCAACUUUCCUAUUUGUGGGUAG